Molecule: messenger RNA, 3440 nt
Organism: Chanos chanos (milkfish)
Lineage: Eukaryota; Metazoa; Chordata; Actinopteri; Gonorynchiformes; Chanidae
Gene: zhx1
Product: zinc fingers and homeoboxes 1
Exons: 3
Coding region: 311-2815 (834 amino acids)
Biological process (GO): regulation of transcription by RNA polymerase II
Cellular component (GO): nucleus
Molecular function (GO): DNA binding; DNA-binding transcription factor activity, RNA polymerase II-specific
Source: RefSeq, a predicted model, not a curated record
AACAGACAGCGGUUGACUCAAUUCGCCUGCCUCCUCUGCUUCCGAGAACCCGCAAGCUACAAUACUGCAGUCUGAACCAGUAAAACGUUGAAGGUAGCCAACAACUGCACCGACAGCGGAAGACACGUUGCGCUUGGUAACUGUGAAGACUGUAGUUGUGUUAUACUGUGGUGAAGCAGUAUCUGACCCGGUUCAUGAAGAUACACUGGAACUGGUCAAACGUCUGGUAUGUGAUUCCAACGGUCAUUAGAGGUUAAGGCCUGUUCAGUCAAUUUCCUCUUGCAAAGCUUUUUCCGGUGCCAUAGACGCAAUGGCAAGCAGAAGAAAAUCCACAACUCCUUGCAUGGUGCUCCCGUCUGAUGUAGUGGAACAGGAUCUGGACAUGGAGGCAAUAGAUGGGCAGGAGGGGGGUGAGAGUAUGGCAGAGGGGCCUACAGAAGGAGCCGUCGUUCCCACAGAAACAGAGCCAGAACACGAUGGACGCCAUUAUGCAAGCGAGGACAACUUUACUCGUAUGGCUGGGAAGCGUCAGGGUCAAGCUAGUAUGGAGCAGACGAUUACUGACUUAACCUGUGAAGGUGGAUUCGUGCAGAAUGAAACGGAGGACAGCGAUGACCCUUCAGUUACUGGGAUAUCACUCAGCAAGACGCCUAUUAUGAAAAUGAAGAGCAAAUCUGAGCCCAAAAGGAUUGCCGUGUCUCUCAAAGGUGCCGAUGAGAGCGAUGUGAUGGGAGAAAGCGAGGGGGAGCAGGAGCCAAUGGAGGCGUCGGCCGUGGGCACUUCUAUGACUACCGAGCUAAUGAGUCCAAUUCAUGCUGAAUCGGCGAAGCCUAACGUACUUGUCAACAUUCCCAAUCCAGUGUCAGCUGAGCCGAAGAAAACGGUCAUCAACUCCGCCACAGUUCUUCCCGCUGGUUUGGCCCAGGUGCUCUCUGCUUUGCAGGCACAACAGAGCGCCCAGGCUCAGCUGCUAAUCCCGGUAAGCAGUAUCCCAACCUAUAACGCAGCUAUGGAUACUAACGCAGUCCUGGUGAACACCUACAAGAAGUUUCCUUACCCAUCAGUGUCUGAGAUUAUGGGGCUGGCGGCACAGACCAAGUUCAGUGAGGAACAAAUAAAAAUCUGGUUCUCUGCCCAGCGCUUGAAACACGGAGUGAGUUGGACACCAGAAGAGGUUGAGGAGGCCAGGAGGAAGCAGUUUAAUGGCACAGUCCACACAGUGCCUCAGACUAUCACAGUUAUACCAGCCCACCAUCUCUCUGCAACCAACGGCCUGCAGUCGAUUUUGCAGACCUGUCAGAUCGUGGGACAACCAGGCUUGGUUCUGACACAGGUGGGUACAGCCAACAGUUUGCCUGUGACCACUCCUAUAACACUAACAGUGGCAGGAGUGCCCAAUCAAACCCAGGCACCUAAGGCAUCAACCAAUCAAGCAAGUCCAGCAGUCAGUGAAACCAAGAGAGCAAUUACAGUUCAGCCCCCAUCUCUGACCCCGCAAGAGAACUCUGCUCUUAGUGCUGACCAUUUUGGGAUGCGGCCCAAGAAGUCCAAGGAGCAGCUGGCUGAGCUUAAGGCCAGCUACAUGAAGAAUCAGUUUGCCAGUGAAGCAGAGAUCGCAAGACUGAUGAAGUUGACCAAUCUCACCAAAGGGGAGAUCAAAAAAUGGUUCAGCGACACACGCUACAACCAGCGCAAUUCCAAGAACAGUCAGGUUAUUGUCUUCCAGGAUAACAACAAGGCCAAUAGCAGUGCCACCAUUGUUAUUGACUCCAGUGAUGAGACUCCACAGUCACCAACACCUUCACCCGUCAAGGAGAAGGAGACACGUGCCAAGACCUGGAAUCCAUUCCCUGACUUUACAUUGCAAAAAUUUAAAGAGAAGACUCCAGAACAACUGGUGGUUUUGGAGGAAAGCUAUCAGAAAUGUGACACACCAACUGAUGAAGAACUUGAUCGACUCAGAGCAGAGACCAAGCUCACUAGGCGGGAAAUAGACGCUUGGUUCACAGAAAAGAGAAAGGCCCCUGUGGCAGAUCAGUCCGAGCUUAAAACUGAUCGAACUGAGAGUGAAUCAUCCAUGAGAAAGGGUAAUCAAACUCCACCAGGUGCAAAAAAAUCGAGCAAAGAGAAACUGAGCAAGAAAACUCCAGAGCAGUUGCAUGUUCUGAAGAGUGCUUUUGUGCGCACCCAGUGGCCGUCGCCUGAAGAGUACGACAAGCUGGCGGAAGAGAGUGGACUGCCCAGGACCUACAUCGUUAACUGGUUUGGAGACACUCGUUAUGCUUGGAAAAAUGGAAACCUGAAGUGGUACUUCUAUUACCAGAGUGGGAAUGUGGAGGCCAUGAAUGGCAAUAAGAACAGGAAACGGAGGAUCCGCAACCGAGGGUGGGGGAGGUCUCGCAGUAGGAAGCCCAAAAAGCCUGCAGGCUUGGAAAAGUCUCCACCAAUCAAGUUCAAGACUGGUAAAGAUAUUCUGAAGGAAUACUAUCUGAAACACAAAUUCUUGAAUGAGCAAGAUCUGGAUGAGCUUGUUGCCAAGUCCAACAUGAGCUACGAGCAGGUUAGAGAGUGGUUUGCUGAUAUUCGUAAGAAAGAGGACAUGGGAGCAGAUCCAUUUGAUGACAGUGCUGUUAAUGAGGAGCCAGAAGAGGAGGAAGAGGAGUCACAGGGUGAGAAUGAGAUGACAGCUGAAGAGCAAGGUCCAGCUCCCACUGGAGAUGAGGAUGGUGAUGAUGACGAAGAUACAGAAGACAGUGAUUCUUGGGAGCCCCCGCAAAGCAUCAGAAAAACCCAAUCAGGCUCGGAGGAGCAGUGACUUUCAAUGCCUGCCGCUGUUCCGGAAAACAGUACAAACAAAUCCGAACAUGACAGUGUGGUGUGAGAAGCACUGCUUGACUGAAGAACCCACUGUCAGAUACCACCAACAAAUCCUCUCGUAACACUUUUACAACUAAUUGUUCAAGUAUUGACCUUUGAAACAGUCACCUGCUUUGAUAAAGCUUCUACAACACAUGUGAAGACUGCCGCAAGAGCUUGCAGUGCAGGAACUGUUGUGAUAAUAGUAUUACAAAAAUUUCAUACUUAGGGUCCUAAAACGCAUAUACUGUUUUAUUCUGCUCACAUACAUAUGUGUAAUGUAGAUUGGAAUGCACCUGUCAAGCACCCUUUUAUACCUGCCAAGAGGUGGUGGGACCUAUGCCCAUAGUGAGGAUGCAAAAGGACAUUUCUAUGGAGUUCUCUCUCCAUCACACAGAGGACUCAUGGUGCCAAAGUUAUUCUGAUGAAUGUUAUGGUUCCCUAUGCUAUGAGAGGAGUCGUUAAUCUGGGGAUAUGCAUAAGCUGUGUCUUCUCUUGAGGGACUGAUAGAAUGGCACACGAUUAGGCACUUUGUCAACUACCGUAUUAAUUUACGGAGUUUAAAAAAAAAAAAAAAAAAAAAA